Molecule: messenger RNA, 752 nt
Organism: Pseudogymnoascus destructans
Lineage: Eukaryota; Fungi; Ascomycota; Leotiomycetes; Thelebolales; Thelebolaceae
Exons: 3
Coding region: 1-585 (194 amino acids)
Source: RefSeq, a predicted model, not a curated record
AUGGCUGAGGUCGCCGCGGCUGCGUUCAUCGAGGACGACGUCUAUGGGCGCUUCAUGUUCCCCCACCGUCGCGACUAUCCCCGACUACAUCACUCAGUGCGCAUCGCAUACGCCAUCAAAGCCCGAUCAUGCUGGGAGCGCAUUGGACCCGGGGCUGCGGCUCGGGCGAACCCGCUGGAUCUACGUAAGUUCGCCGGAACCAGCACCGAAGGGUCUACAGGGUGCUACAGUACGGCGCCAGAAAUCGUUCUGCGGACCCGGAGCACAUCAAGGUGUUCAAGGACGCUUAUGCCCUAUGCUGCGCACCUCUGGUCCGGAGGUCGCGAGGAGGCAUGGAAUCUCGACAUCCUCUGUACGCACCCUGACUUUGAGGGCAAGAAGCACGGCAGCUUCCUUGUCACAGUGGGGGAGGCUGAGGGAGACGGGGUUUGCACGUCGGUGAUUGCUCCAUGGGGUAAGUUUGGGUUCAAGGGGGCCGGAAGAGCGGAUGUGGGGCCGAUCGCUUGGGUCAGCACUAUCAUAUUUAGGGACAAGAUUACAACUAUCAUAUUUAGGGACAAGAUUACAAGGGGACGGCGUCGAUGAGAAGGGGACGGCGUCGAUGAGACGGAAGACAAGGAAGAGAAGGAGGGAUAGGAAAGUGAUCCGGGGGCAGGUAAAGACCCGCAGCUGUGGGUUACAUACAUAUAUAUAUGGAUCGCAAAUAGCGGCGCUGCUCUCGAUGCUACUAUGCCCGAGCCCGAUAUAGUAAG